Messenger RNA from Betta splendens (Siamese fighting fish), 2577 nucleotides. RefSeq names its product midkine-B-like. The coding region runs from base 1684 to 2217 and encodes 177 amino acids. NCBI's taxonomy places the organism in Eukaryota, Metazoa, Chordata, Actinopteri, Anabantiformes, Osphronemidae. The transcript is spliced from 5 exons. The record is from RefSeq and is a predicted model, not a curated record. Gene Ontology annotation, molecular function: growth factor activity.
UAUUCUAGUUGUGCUGUGGGAUUAAAAACAUUUCCAUUAGGCAUAAAUUCACAGUCAGGCUCUUUUGAGGCGUGCGUGUGCACGUCUGCACUCGGCUUCUAAUCAGCCGUGACUCCCGUCAGAGAGGGGCCGUGAAUGCCAAGCGCCGGCUUUGCAGCAUUCGUUGUAAUCCGAGGCCUCCACUGUGGGCAACGCGCUCCACAGACGAGCGGCACAAAGGAGGAGGAGAGGAAAACUGCCAGCGGUGACCCUCCUCCUCGCGAGGAGACGACGGCAUCGGGCCGUCGCCAUGGAAACCAUUGUACAUCAUAAAGGCACGUUCGGAAGGAACACAAAGUGAAUUUGUCUUAUUUGCACAAACAGUCAUUUCAUGUUUGUGUGAUUCUGAAUUAAAUUCUGACACGUGGCACCAAACUGUCACGCUCCCGAACUCCUCCGCCCUCACUCCCAGCGUUUCCAUUAUUGUGUCCACUGAGCUGAAUCAGCACAGUCACUUUAAAAUAGAUUGAAUUAUGCGCCGCUGCAGCGCGGCGCUCGCCCUCCGUCUGGUUAACCCAACAGGUGACGUCUCUGGCGUCCGGCUGCAGAUCGCUGCCUUCCUGCCCCGGCUCGGUGUCGUGCCUCCGCUCAUGCAGAUGUGCUCGUCGGUCCCGGACUCGCACGUGACCCCUGUCAUAAUGGAGGACUCGGUGUUUGUCACAGCGCCGUUGUCCCUUUUCUGUCCCUGACUCACUCAUUCCACCGGAAAUAACUCCUCAUACCAUCAGGCCCCCGAGAAAUGUUUUCCGUCUGCUUUCAUGUGCUUUCAUGUUCAUAAAAUAGUCAGGAUGUGGCUUGAGAUUAGACUUUUUUUUUUCUGCUGUUGUCGCAUGGCAGAUGGACCUCCGGGCGCUGAUGGGGGUUUGUGGAGCGGAGAGACAAAUGUCACUUGCGGGAGUUUUGAGCUUUUCUACCUGAUGACCAAGGUUAUUCUCUCCCCGUCCCCAGAGCGGCUGCAGCGGCUGGAUGCACACAAACGUCGGAUAUUUAACGGGCUAAACGCCGAGGAGCGCUCCACGCCGAUCCGAGGUUCGGAUCCCGAGCCGUGCAGUAGACAAUGAACUCGUUAACUCCUCGAUGGAGUCACCAGAGGCCUGAGUGCUUCACACGCGCAGUGCACCGUCUACAUGAAGGCGAAGUGUAAUCUGUUUGUAAACGAGGCGUUCAGGGACCCUGUAAUUGUCUCGGUUAUCCGUAUUUCACAAGGAGCCUGCCUUUCUUAAUUGGUCACUCCAGCCUUGUCUGCGGUUUAAACUCACUUGUCAGAGUGCUGGCUUCGUCUCCAGCCUGUUGUCUGGAGCCCUGUCACGGAACGACGUCCUGUUAUCACAUGUAAACACGUGUACGCAUGAAAAAUUCAUUGUGUGAUAUAAUUGGACAGAUAAAUAACAGCAGGGCCGUGUUUUAUGGUGUGUGCAUUGUGUAGCAUGACUCCCCAGCAGGGAGCCGCCAGCCCCGGCGUCUAAACGACCCCCCAGACAAAUGCACGCCUCAUGUAUACUUAAUGACAAGUUGUGCAUGGAUUAGCAGCUCGGGUCGGAGGAGCUGGCUGCACAGCGGCAUGUGGCCUCCCCCGAGUCGGCGCCGCUGCUGUCAAAGAGCCGCACAAGCACCGAUGGAGGGCCGCCAUGACGGGACGGGCCGAUGAUGCGGCCGUUGGGAGGAGAUGUGCGGCGGUUGCAUCACUCGUCUCCUGGCUUGGAUUCCAGCUGGAUGAGGGCCGCGCUGCUGCUGCUGCUGCUGCUCGCACUCAUCGGCAUCGAAAGAGUAGCUGGAGGGAAAAACAAAAAAGAGAGAAGCAAACCCUCUCAGUCUGGGUCAGAAUGCACCGACUGGCGCUAUGGAAACUGUGUCCCUAGCAACGGGGACUGUGGGCCAGGGUUUAGAGAGGGGUCAUGUGACCAGCAGACCAUGAAGAUGAAAUGCAAAGUGCCGUGCAAGUGGAGGCGUCAGCUGUUUAGAGGAGAUGAUGGCAUCCGCCACAGCGGUGCAGCUGACUGCAGGUAUCGAUUUGGUAGCUGGGGAGAGUGUGAUCAAAGCACUGGCGCGAGGACCCGGAUAGGGACACUGAGGAGAGCUCUCAACAACGCGGAGUGUCAGCAGACGGUGUCUUUAUCCAAACCCUGUUCUAAAUCAAGGCGGAAACCAGGAAAGAAGAGAAAAGGCAAAGGCAACUAGAAAGAGUGAGGAACGUCAGAGAGCCUUCAGCUUCUCAUCCAGUCAGACCAUCCUCUGUGGCCCCGGAACUCAUGUCUGUAGAUGCAUGAACCCAUUUAACAUUUCAACAAUGACAAACGUGGAACUUUCAUUUUAGGCUGUAAAUCUGUAGAUCGGGACUAAUAAAAACCUCGCAGCAGGUUCAGAGCCAGUGAUUUUCAAACAUGUCUUCAUUAGAUGUUCAGACCACCAGGUCUCAGUAAUUCCAGUCACCACAGGAGGUGACGCUUGCCACCAAAUUCCCCCAAUACUUAUCUGAUUAUGACUGCUCAUUCCUCCAUUUCCAAUUAUUUUUCCUAUUAAACUCUAUGAACAAACUCA